UUCUUAUAUAUGUAUUCAAAGAUUCUCAGAGAAAGAGAGAGAGAGAUCAUUUCCACCAUUGUAGCGGAUUUGCAUCCAGUGACACACACAACAGCCUUAAAUGUAGGAGCAUUAUAUUCGAGGAGAGCAAAAAGGAUGGCGUCUUCAGCGAGAAGCAGGAUCAGCAAAAUAUUCACUGCCUCCAAACAGCGUCGUUUCGCACCGCCUUGCGCGCUCGGAUCCCCUUCCUUUUCGACCUCCGCAGCCGUCGCUGCCCCUGAGCCGGCGGAGGAUGUCGACGGAUCGACAAUUAUGGGGAUGGUUAAAGACUACGAGGAUUAUAGGAGGAAUCUGUACGGUGGAUUGACGCAUAAUGCUCUACUCGUUGAUGCAGUCGGCACACUCGUCGUUCCGGCUCAACCUAUGGCUCAGAUAUAUCGGCAGAUUGGUGAAAAGUAUGGAGUCAAGUACUCAGAGCGCGAGAUAUUGAAUAGAUAUAGAUGGGCUUAUGAGCAGCCUUGGGGUCGAUCACGCCUCAGGUAUGUGGAUGAUGGGAGGCCAUUUUGGCAGCAUAUAGUCAGCUCGUCUACGGGCUGCUCAGAUUCUCAAUACUUUGAGGAGUUGUAUAACUAUUAUACCACUGAGAAGGCAUGGCAGCUAUGUGAUCCAGAUGCUGAGAAAGUGUUCCAGUCUCUUAGAAAAGCAGGGGUAAAAGUAGCAGUUGUGUCCAACUUCGACACUAGGUUGAGACCAUUGUUGAAAGCACUGAAGUGCGAUCACUGGUUUGAUGCUGUUGCAGUGUCUGCUGAAGUCGAAGCAGAGAAGCCAAAUCCUAUGAUAUUUCUGAAAGCUUGUGAAUUCUUGGGAGUACAGCCCGAGGAUGCUGUACAUGUUGGUGAUGAUCGUAGAAAUGACAUAUGGGGCGCCCGAGAUGCUGGCUGCGAUGCCUGGCUCUGGGGAAGUGAUGUCAAAUCCUUCAAAGAGGUUGCCCAGAGAAUAGGGGUUGAGGUCUGAAAGCAGUCUGUUGCAUUACGAUGAAGACUAAUGCUGCAGUUGUUUGAAGAUUCCAUCCUCACUGUAUAUACAUCUUUUCUUGCCUAUUUCUUGUUUUAUGUAUGCGGGAGGUGAGACCGGCCAAUGUAGUGUUAGAAUAAAGAGCAGAAAUAAGCUAGCGUUUGGAUGUUCUAGUUAUUUGUUUCUAUACCAAUAUUAACUAGAACUGAGCCCCACUGAAUCGAUUUGGGACCGUUGACCACACCUCUAGGCCCAAUUGUAACCUGAACCAAAAAACUAUAUGGUCUUGUUCCGGUCUAAAAAAAAUGGAACCAUACGGCCUGUAAAACUCGACUGUUUCUGCAGAAAAUCAUCUGAUUUGCGAUGAUUUUUUUACUAAAAUCUUAAUUUUUAAA
Molecule: messenger RNA, 1388 nt
Organism: Salvia splendens (bonfire salvia)
Lineage: Eukaryota; Viridiplantae; Streptophyta; Magnoliopsida; Lamiales; Lamiaceae
Product: haloacid dehalogenase-like hydrolase domain-containing protein 3
Exons: 6
Coding region: 10-993 (327 amino acids)
Source: RefSeq, a predicted model, not a curated record